AUGACGGGACAGGCGGGCGGGACUCGCCAUGCUCUCGGGACGGGCAGGCAGGGGCCGCCACAUAUCCUGGGACGGGCAAGCGGGGUGGCUCGCCACGUGUUCCAGGAUCGGGCGGGCGGGUCCCACCAUGGUUCCGGGAUUGGGCGGCAGGCUUGCUACGCAUCCCGCAACGGGAGGGCGGGGCCCGGCCCGCCACGCGUCCCUGGACGGGGAGGCAGAGCCCGCCACACGUCCUGGGGUGGGUGGGUGGGCUCGCCAGCGGCCUGGGAUGGGCGUGCAGGGCCCGCCAAGCGUCCAGAGACGGGCUUGCCACGCAUCCCAGGAUGGGCAGGCGGGGCUCGCCAUGCAUCCUGGGAUGGGUGUGGGGCCAGCCAUGCCCUCCCGGGACAGGUGUGGGCGGGGCUCGCCACGCGUCCCGGGACGGGCAGGUGGGGUCCGCCACGCGUCCUACGACAGGCAGGCAAGGCCUGCCACGUGUCCUGGAACAGGUGGUCGAGGCCCGCCACGUGUCCCCGGGACGGGCGGGCGUGGCUCUCCACAUUUCCUGGGACAGGCGGGCGUGACCCGCCACAUGUCCUGGAACGGGCGGGCGAGGCCCACCACGUGUCCUGGGAUGGGCAGGCGAGGCCGCCACGUGUCCUGGGACGGGUGGGCGGCAGCUGCCACGUGUCCUGGGCCGGGCGGGAAAGGCCUGCAGCUUUUCCCGGGACGGGCAGGCAAGGCCCGCUACUUUUCCCAGGACAAAAGUGGGGGGUGGUGGCAGCACCUGCCACGUGUCCCGGGGACGGGUGGGUGGUGCUCGCUAUGUGUCCCCUGGGAAAGGGGCAGGGGCGGGCAGCUUCUGCCACAUGUCCAGGAGAUGUGGCGCCCGCUAGUGUCCCGGGACAGGUGGGCGGCACCCGCCACGUUUCCCAGGCGUGUACAGCCCCCCCCACCGCUCCCAAACCCCCGCCAUGUGUCCCUAGGACAAGCGGUGCCCGGCCCGCCACUAUCCCAGGAUGGGCGGGCGACGCCCGCCAACGUGUCCCGGGACAGGUGGGCGAGGCCUGCUACGUGUCCCGGGAUGGGCAGGCGAGGACCGCACUUGUCACAGGACGGGCGGGUGAGGCCCGCCACGUCCCGGGGCCGGGCGGGCAAGGCCCGCUAAGUUUUCUUUUCCGGGACAGGCGGGGAAGGCCCGCUACUUUUCCUGGGACCAAGGCCUUCCACGAGUCCCGGGACUGGGGGGCGGCGCCCACCACGUGUCCCGGGACGGGCGGGCGGUGCUCGCUGUGUCCUGGGAAGGGGUGGGCAGCUCCUGCCACAUGUCCCGGGACAGGUGGGCGAGGCCCGCCACGUGUCCUGGGACGGGCGGGUGGCACCCGCUACGUGUCCCAGGACAGGCGGGCAGCACCCACAACGUGUCCUGGGACGGGCGGUCGGUGCCCGCCACGUGUCACGGGACGGGUGGUGAGGCCUACCACUUGUCCCAGUGCGGGUGGGCGAGGCCCGCCGCGUAUCCCGGGAUGGGCGGGCGAGGUCCGCCACUUGUCCCGGGAAGGGUGGGUGAGGCCUGACACGUGUCCCGGGACGGGCAGGCGAGGACCGCACUUGUCAUGGGACGGGCGGGUAAAGCCCGCAAUGUGUCCAGGACGGGUGGGUGAGGCCUGCCAUGUGUCUCGGGACGGGCAGGCGAGGCCUGCCACGUGUCCCGGGACAGACGGACGGAGCCUGCCAAGUGUCCCAGGACGGGCGGUGCCCCCUCACGCUUCUGGGGCACGCCAUGGGUCCAAGGAUGGGUGGGCGGGGCCCGCCAUCUCAUCCCGGGACGGGCAGGCGUGGCCUGCUACGCGUCUUGGGACGGGCAGGUGA
Messenger RNA from Macrobrachium nipponense, 1851 nucleotides. RefSeq names its product collagen alpha-1(I) chain-like. The record is from RefSeq and is a predicted model, not a curated record. The transcript has a single exon. NCBI's taxonomy places the organism in Eukaryota, Metazoa, Arthropoda, Malacostraca, Decapoda, Palaemonidae. The coding region runs from base 1 to 1851 and encodes 616 amino acids.